Amyelois transitella is the source of this 1893-nucleotide messenger RNA. Its product is annotated as transcription factor SOX-9. Lineage: Eukaryota; Metazoa; Arthropoda; Insecta; Lepidoptera; Pyralidae. The record is from RefSeq and is a predicted model, not a curated record. Gene Ontology annotation, molecular function: DNA-binding transcription factor activity, RNA polymerase II-specific; RNA polymerase II cis-regulatory region sequence-specific DNA binding. Bases 532 to 1173 code for a protein of 213 amino acids. Gene Ontology annotation, biological process: cell differentiation; regulation of DNA-templated transcription; anatomical structure morphogenesis. The transcript has 3 exons.
GGCAAUGAAAAACGUAGUAGAGUACCUACGCUGUUUUGAUUCUUCUUUUACGAAAAUGAUAAUAGCUCCUACCUAAUUGUAGAUACAUUUUUCUUGAUUAUUAUUAUAAGUAGGUACUAAUAGUUUACUGACCAACAUGAUCAGUAAAUUUUACAACGUACUAAACAUAGUGUUAUAGGUAGGUACUUACUUAACUUCAUGUAUGACAAAAAAAUAUAUUGAUUUCCUCAUUAGAUAUUUAUGGCUGAGAAAACCACAAUAAAAUUUCUGAAACCAGCUCCAACUCUUUGCCGUGAAAUAAAAACUUUCAACACAAUAUAAUCGUAAAUUUUAUUGUUUUUGAUCCGGCUAAACAAAUAAUCGGAUAAUCUCAAAGUAAACAAACACAAUAUCUUGGGCCGCGAUCCCCUUCUGCCGGCGUUUAUAGUUGCGCCGGAGCAUAAGGGCUUCUUUAUACUCAGUGUGCGCGAGUCGGUCGCACGCGCCUGUCUCCGCGGAGUUUGUUUCACUGUGAUCCUCUGUGACCAUACCAUGAGCUGGGAGCAGGAUAAGUUGGAGAUAAACGAAGCGGUUGGCAGGUUGAUGAGGAACCUCAACUAUAACAACAUAGUUCACCGCCCUACCAGGGAAGGAGGCGUGGGCAAGCAACAGAAGCAUAUAAAGCGUCCAAUGAACGCGUUCAUGGUGUUUGCACAAGCCAUGCGUCGCAAGCUAUCUGAAGAAAGACCCUCGCUGCACAACGCUGAGCUCAGCAAGUUCCUCGGGGUCAUGUGGAAGAGCUUGACAGAGGAACAGAAAUUACCCUUCAAUAAAGAGGCGAAGAAGCUCCGCGACCAACACAAGAGGGAGUACCCCGAUUACAAAUACCAGCCGCGGCGCCGCAAGCCGCCCCCUGUCACCCCCAUGAGGCCUAAGAGGGAACCCUCACCAGACCGAGACCAAAUCGACUUCGCCCGCAUGCCAGAACUCUCCCCUGCCCUAUUAGACGGCCCUCCCGACGGAGCCGAAUUAGACCAAUACCUAAAACCCACCUCAGUACCAGAAUACCAUGAGCUCCAGCCGAGAUACAAUGCUCACGGGCUCACGCACCAAACUCCGCCGCCUCUUUACGCCCCACUACCUUCUCAUAUUCACCCCCCUUGCGCAGACUGGCAACACUAUGUUAACCAUUGAGAAUAUCUAUAAUUUUGUUUUUAUAGAGUUCGUGAAGGUUCUAGGAAAUCAGUCGGGAUUUACAGCCACAUGUAGAUAUUUUUUGCGUCAUUAAAAAUAGGUCAUCUAAUCUUCUAUAAGUAGGUAUAUGCUAUCGCCAUGUGUCCUAAGGGGCAUUUAGGCGCACGUGCGUUUAAUCAAACACAAACAUAAGAUAAUAUUUAACAGGAGUAAUGCCGAUAUGGUCGAUGAUUCAAUUGGCCAAAAUUAUUAUGACAUUUAAGUGUCUUCUCGUAGUAAAUUGUACUUCUUUAAUGUUUUGUAGCGCAUAUAUCAAUAAAGAGACAUAAAAGAAAAUUGACCCAGUACAAUUCAGUACUUAGUCGUCCACCUUAUUUGCUUAAAAAGGUGGAAGAUUUAUUUACCAUGUCAACUGUAUACUACUAAAGUGAGAACAAAAUUUGCUUUUUAUGUUUCAUUGAAAAAUGAUAGUAGGUACUUAGUUAUAACAUUUUGAAGAAAUUCCUCAUGUUCCAAAGUUAAUUAAGACAGAACAUUAUAUGUAAUGGUAUAAUUAAGUUAUUAUUGUGAAUGAUUAGUUAGGUUAAGUUGGUUUUGCAAUCAAUGUUAUAUUUAAUUAAUGUAUAUUCAAUAUUCCUUAUUUUAAGUUGUAAAUACGAACCAUUAAGAGUUUAUUGUUGUAACUUUAGACCUACCGAUUAUUUUUAUUGUUAUUAAGCU